Molecule: messenger RNA, 804 nt
Organism: Pocillopora damicornis (cauliflower coral)
Lineage: Eukaryota; Metazoa; Cnidaria; Anthozoa; Scleractinia; Pocilloporidae
Product: nematocyst expressed protein 6
Biological process (GO): proteolysis
Molecular function (GO): metalloendopeptidase activity; zinc ion binding
Source: RefSeq, a predicted model, not a curated record
UUUUUCUUUCCCAUCUUGGUAUUUAGUGGUACAUGGAAAAAAUUGUUGCGUGACCAAAUAACUAUUGUUGCUAUUUUACCAAAUUUAUCAGAAGACGAUCCUUUAUCCCUGGAGGCGAUCGUAAAAGGGAUGAAACAGUGGAGUAGAGCAACGUGUAUCACAUUUAAAGAAAGGACGGACGAGAAGGCCUUCAUUUACUUUUUCAUCGGAGGAAGCUGCUCUUCGGAAGUUGGUAGAACAGGAGAUAAGCAGUAUAUUUCCCUGGCUCCACAUUGCUGGACGGCUGGAGAAGUUGCACACGAAAUAGCUCAUGCACUGGGAUUUUAUCACGAGCAAUCAAGACCUGAUCGUGAUGAAUAUGUCACCAUUAACUGGAACAACAUCGUUGAAUCCGAAAAGGUUAACUUUGCUAAGUAUGGGCCAUCGAGAAUAAAUUCACUUGGCGUCCCCUAUGACUACAGAAGUUUGAUGCAUUUCAGUGAUAAAGCCUUCAGUAAAAAUGGCGAGCCCACGAUAGUACCUAAGCAAGCUGGGAUACAAAUAGGUCAACGGAAAAGUCCAAGUGCCUUGGAUAUCAAGCAAAUGAAUUUACUGUAUAAAUGCAAUGGUGGAGGCGGAGGCGGAGGCGGAGGAGGAGGAGGAGGCGGAGGCGGAGGCGGAGGCGGAGGCGGAGGCGGAGGCGGAGGAGGAGGAGGUGGUGGAGAGUAUGGAGGCGCCUUUCCAUGCAGAGUCAGUGAUUUUGGGUCUCAGAAGUCUUGGGGUGCCGCUCAGCAGGUCUCUGAAGAGUCCAAUUACACGGGAUGA